Molecule: messenger RNA, 5941 nt
Organism: Cynoglossus semilaevis (tongue sole)
Lineage: Eukaryota; Metazoa; Chordata; Actinopteri; Pleuronectiformes; Cynoglossidae
Gene: tsc2
Product: TSC complex subunit 2
Exons: 41
Coding region: 237-5843 (1868 amino acids)
Biological process (GO): regulation of cell cycle; regulation of small GTPase mediated signal transduction; negative regulation of Wnt signaling pathway
Cellular component (GO): cytoplasm; TSC1-TSC2 complex; nucleus
Molecular function (GO): GTPase activator activity
Source: RefSeq, a predicted model, not a curated record
CAUCCGGUUAUGGAGUCUGGGCUGAGCUUUGACAAGAAAGCUCUUCCAGCUACAUAGACAUUAACGCCUAUGCUUACCUCGAUGGUUGUAGAUGACAGUUCGACUAAAUGAAGAAGCGAACGUCUGCAUUAUUGCAAGAGUUGAUGGGAAGCGUCGUCUUCUAAACAGACUUAGAUUAUCAAAGGCAGUUGACAUUUCCACUCUAGACUAUUGAAAUUACUGAUCAAGGCCUGGUCAUGAAUAAACAACCGAGCAAGGAGAGCCUGAAGGAUAAGGUGAAGGGGAUAUUUGGGCUAGGUCCUGCUCGCCCACCCAGUCGACAAAGUGAUUCAAAAUCAUCUGAAAUUAUAAUCACAAAUGACAUCAUAAAGGAGCUACACCCAGAUUGUGGUCUCAAUACAAGAAUUCGUAUGAUUAACUAUGUCUGUGAACUUGCCAAAACAAAAAAAUUUGAAGAGCAUGCAGUUGAAACUGUAUGGAAAUCAGUUGAGGAUAUGCUGGUUCCAGAGCAGCCACCUGAAGCCCGACACGCUGUCUUACAGCUUUUAAAGGCUAUUAUACAGGGACAGGGAGAACACUUUGGUCCUUUGAGAGCUUAUUUUUUCAAAGUGAUCAGAGACUACCAACCAAGCAAUGAAGACCUCUCCUAUAGGCUGGAUGUUUUCAAGGCCUUAACAGAAGAUGGAAAAGAUAUCACAUAUCUUGAGGAAGACAUAGCCUUCUUUGUCCUCCUGUGGAUGGACAUAGGUCUCACAUCAGACUUUCUCCAUGUUCUUGUAAACCUGGUGAAGUUCAAUAGCUGCUACCUGGACCAAAAUGUGUCAGUCAUGGUCCAGAAAAUUUGUCUUUUGUGCAAUAGAACAAUAUCAUCCACUGAUAUUGAGGUUGCGCUUCAAGUACUGGAUGCUGUGGUGUGUUACAACUGCCUGCCUUCAGACUCUCUCAUUGUCUUUAUCAUCACACUCUGUCGAACCGUAAAUGUCAAGGAGUUUUGUGAGUCUUGUUGGAAGCUGAUGAGGAAGGUGUUAGGGACUCAUCUAGGCCACAGUGCCAUUUACACUAUGUGCCGAAUCAUGGAGGAAAGGGUGUACAUGGAGGACGCUCCAUUGUUGAGAGGAGCUGUAUUUUUUGUUGGCAUGGCACUUUGGGGGGCACACAGACUCCCUGCCCUCAAAAACACACCCACACUGGUUUUGCCAUCCUUUUAUAAGGCUAUGUCGUGUGCCAAUGAGGUGGUUUCCUAUGAAAUCGUCCUCUCCAUCACCAGGCUAAUCAAAAAGUAUGGCAAGGAACUUCAGGUGGUCACCUGGGACAUCCUGCUGGGGAUCAUUGAACGACUGCUGCAGCAAAUCCAGACGAUAGGCAGUGCUGAGUUAAAGGUCAUUGUCUAUGAGCUGUUGACCACAGUGGAGGAACUCUAUGACCAGAAUGAUUACCACGGGUCCACAGAGAAGUUCUUCAGUCUGGUGGAGAAAUGUGCCGACAAAAGACCUGAUGCAUCAGUGCUGACCCUCAUCUCAUAUAGAGCCCAGUCCAUCCAGCCAGCCAAGGAUGGUUGGAUUCAAAGCCUUUAUCAUCUAAUGGAGAAGUUUUUUAAGAAUGAGACUCGCAGUGUUAUAAGGAUUAAAGUGCUUCACAUCCUGUCCUUCGUCCUCAGCACCAACAGACAGCUGUACGAGGAUGAGUUAAUUGAAAUAGUGGUAAUUCCACUGCUCAGUGGUAUAGCUGAAGACCGGGACCUGGCUGUCAGGAAACAAGCCACACAGCUGCUUGUAGAUCUUGCCGAAGGAUGUAACACACACCAUUUCACCAGCCUGCUGGACAUCAUCGAGCGAGUGGCUAGUUGCUCUCUGGUGUGUUCAGAAACCCCCGAGUUUUCUGAAAGAGACCCAACACUAGAGUCUCCUGUGGAGGAUGUUAGGACAGCUGUUCUUGGCCUACUGGAAAUCCUGCAGAGCAAGCUCUACAGUCUUCCUGUUAGCCAUGCAAGUCGUGUUUAUGAAUUACUCAUCAACCACCUGCAGCUUCACUACAGAAACAAGUAUUGUUCAGCUAUUGCCUCCAGUAUUAGACUACAGGUAUUUGACUUCUUCCUGAUGAUGCGUGCAGACUCUCUGCAUCGUCUUGGCGUUCCCAACAAAGAUGGAGUCAUUAGGUUUAGCCCUUACUGCUACUGUGACACAGGGGAAACAGAAAAACGAGUUAAUGAAAAGAAGACAAUCGGCACAACAUCUCCGCCUGCUGACCGUGCAGCCACCCUGGCUCCUCCUCUUUCAGCAUCCUCAGUACGCUCGGCCUAUCUGCCGUAUGCACCAGCCUUCAGUGUUAUUCUUCAGUGCCUGAAGAUGGAAGUGGACUGGAAGGUUCUGAAGCUCGUUCUUGACAAGCUGCCAUGGACCCUGCAGUAUAAAGUGCUGCUACUGACAUCACCGUGCAGCUUAGAUCUUCUCUGUUCAAAUCUCUGCUACAUGGUUACUGAUCGUCUUAUCUCGGAGCGUCUAAAAAAGACUCCUGAAGGAUUUUCCCGCACUGAUGUUCAACUUGCAGUGGUUCCUGUCCUCACAGCUCUUACCUCCUACCAUAAUUAUCUAGAGCAGUCAAGACAGAGGGAACUGGUUCAGUGUCUUGAGACUGGCCUCAUUUACCGUUGUGCAAAGCAGUGUGUAGUGGCCCUGACAAUGUGUACAGUGGAGAUGCCUGACAUCAUGAUUAAGCUUCUUCCUGCGUUCAUAGUCAAGCUCACCCAUAUCUCUGCCACUGUUGCCAUGGCAUCUCCAAUGCUGGAGUUUCUGUCCACUUUGGUGCGCCUCCCCCAUCUCUAUGCCAACUUUGUAGCCGAGCAGUACGUCAGUGUGUUUGCCAUCUCUCUACCCUACACCAAUCCAUCGAAGUUUAACCAGUACAUCGUAUCUCUGGCUCAUCAUGUGAUCGCAAUGUGGUUCAUACGCUGCAGACUACCCUUCCGUAAAGACUUUGUUCAGUAUAUAACUAAGGGUUUGCGUUCCAACGCCCUUUUGCCUUUCGACGACAGUCAUGAGCAGAGUCCAUUUCGUGCCAGGAGCACCAGCCUCAAUGAACGACCCAAGAGUCUACGGGCGGCAAAAGUGGCAAAUGCAGCAGCAGCAGUAGCCAAUAGCAGCGGCUCUCCUGUUAAAGAGCUGAGGGACCUGUCAGCCAUCGACGCUUUCCGCUCCCGCAGCAUCAGUGUCUCCGAACAUGCUGUCCGAAGGAUGCACACUUCAACCACUACAUGCAGCCUCGGUGCCGCUGAUGAAAAUGCGGUGACCCAGGCAGAUGAGGGGCUGAAGACUGUACACCUGGAGCUCACUGAAACCUGUCUUGAUAUGAUGGCACGAUACGUUUUCUCCAACUUCUCUGCACUGCCAAAGAGAUCUCCAAUUGCAGAGUUCCUGUUGGCUGGGGGUCGCAGUAUGACCUGGCUUGUGGGCAACAAGCUGGUGACUAUAACAACUAGUGCGGGGGUCAGAACUCAGGCACUACUGGGUUUGGACAUGGCUGAACGACUGGCAGGAGGAGUGGGGGAACUUACAAGGUCAGAUCCGUCACUACACACUCGAAUUACCAAAGAGGCUCCAGCUAAACUGGAGUCACAGUCCAGCCAGCAGAACAGAGCUGCACGCAUCCGCGUUCGCUCCAUGUCAGGGGGGCAUGCUCUACGCACAGGUCCUUUGCAGAGUCUGAGUCCUCUUGUGUCAUCAUUUGAGGGGGAGUUAGCUGCCCCUCCCUCUCACUGCUCUGGUCCGACCCUUGAUCCCCUGGGCACUCCCCCCUGCACCUCUGCUACAUCCUCAGUUCCGUCACCUUUCAAAGACAACCCCAGUCUGGCUGACUUUGUCCCUAUACUCACGCAGGGUUGGGCAGAGAUCUUCAUCCGCAGACCAUCUGGUAACACGAGCUGGCUGAUGUGUCUGGAGAAUCCACCCAGUCCCUUCUCCUCUGAGAUUGGCAACAUACCUCUGCAGGAGCUCUCCAGUGUCCUGAUGGCCAUGAAAGGAGUGAAAGAACCUCCGACCCAGACCAGUAGUGAUCCCACCAGCACGGCAGCUCCUGCACCAACACAGCUGUCUGAUUCCCCAACCCAAACGUACAGCAGUGCAGGAGGAAAGGCACAUCUGAUCCAGCGCUCAAACACAGAGUCGGUGGUGGUGUUGGAGGGGUCAGGAGUCAAAGCAUCAGCACACACGACUUCUGAUUGGGUGGAGAGCAAAGACUUCGAGCCACUGACUACUGAUCCCAUUUUUAAGUCUGCUGACAGUUUCACCAAGACUCCCGCAACACUUAGCAGGUCAUCCUCCACCUCCAGUCAGGAUGGUGAUAAGUCAACACUGGAAGAAAUAAGUGAGGGAGCGAUUCCCAUUGAUCUGCCCACCCCAGGAACUUUCACCCCAGGGAAACAGGGGUCUGAGCUUUCUUUUCAGACUCACUCUCAGUCCCAGGGUCAUGGACUCAACAAGUCCAGCUCCUCACCUGAACUGCAGACAUUACCUGAAGCCUUCACCAAGGGAGUGAUUGAGUCAGAGACAGUGUUGCCAGACACCUCACGGCCAAGAGCGCCUUCAGUUGGCAAACUUCAGUGCCAGCAGCCUCACUUUGAAAAUGAGAAAUUAGAAAUAAACACGGUAGAUAAAAUAAAUGGGUCAGGAGGUCAAACCCAAAACACCGAAGGUCCAGGUGCACCUUCUGCACAGAGUGGAGGCGCAGGGUUGAGGUUGGAGUUUCCAGCAGCAGCACAACCUGGACCUGUCUCCCCCGGUGGAGGCCACCGUCCUCGGGGUCAUACCAUUUCAGUAUCAGCCCCCUCCUCCAGGAGGGAGAGGAGGAACGAGAGGGACUCGUAUCUCAAUCGACCAGGAUCUAGCAACGCAGAAAAGCUUUCAGGACUGAGUCCAAGCUUUGUCUUCCUGCAACUUUACCAUUCUCCCUUCUUUGGCAAUGAGGCCAACAAGCCACUGCUGUUGCCCAAAACUCAGGUGAUUGACCGUGCUGUGAAGGUCCUGGACCAGAUGCCACCGUACGACACACAUAAAAUUGGAGUUGUGUUUGUGGGAGCUGGACAGGUAAACAAUGAGGUGGCCAUUCUGUCAAAUGAGUACGGUUCAAACCGAUACACAGGAUUUCUAACAGGCCUUGGCAAAUUGAUACACCUCAAAGACUGUGACCCUGACCAGAUCUUUCUCGGAGGGCUUGACCAGUACGGAGAUGACGGGGAGUUCACCUACUGCUGGCACGAUGACAUCAUGCAAGCUAUCUUCCACAUUGCCACUCUGAUGCCGAACAGGGAGAGCGACAAAGGCUGCUGCAACAAAAAGCGUCAUAUUGGCAACGAUUUUGUCAUGGUGGUGUACAAUGACUCUGGAGAGGACUACAAACUGGGCACUAUCAAGGGUCAGUUCAACUUCGUUGAAGUUAUUAUUAAGCCACUGGACUACGAAUGUAACCUGGUAACCCUCCAGUGCCGCAAAGACCUGGAGAAACUGGUCGACACGUCGGUGGCAAAAAUAAUUUCAGACCGCAACCUUCCACUUUUAGUCAGACAGAUGGCUCUGCACGCAAAUAUGGCUUCGUUGGUGCAUCAGUACAGAGCAAACCCCUCUGAUGCUUAUGCGUCCAAGUGGCUCGCACGAUUAAGACACAUUAAAAGGAUCAGGACCAGGGCCCAAGAGGACAUUCAGUCUCGCUCGACUCCCAGCAUCUCCCUGACCCAAGUGCACAGUCAGCAGAACAAAUCAUUUCAGCAGAGCGCUCCAGCACCAAACCCUGAAACGUCAGGGCAGAGGAAGAGACUUGUGUCCACAGUGGAUGAUUUUACUGAUUUUGUUUGAAUUUACUUCUAGUUCAUACACACACGCUCACACACACUUAAUCACCGACAGUGUGAUGUGUUUGCGCAUUCAUUUGAAUAAAGGGUUAUUUAAAAAGU